AUGGGCCAUCCACAGAAACAAGCCCUUGGCGAUAUCAGUCACGAGAGCGAAGUCCCUCCACAGAGCCAGCUUCCUCCCUUCACAGCCGUUGCUCCUCGCUCAAGACCUUCCAAUCUCCAAGUCACUCACGCCAACGCUCCACCUUGCCAGUCAAUAAAGCCACAUUGCGCACUUCGUGACUAUGAAAUUGUGGCCAACGUCUUGUCAUACCUCAAGAACGAACCCAAGGACCUUGCCGGAGUAUUCAGAACCUGCUCGCUCUUCUUCCAGGCUGGAGCUCGCAUUCUCUGGGAAGAAGCACAGCCUCGUGACUUGUUGUGCAUUCAGGAUCUUCGACGUCGACUCGAGUUUGCCCAAUUUCUCAAGAGUCUCACGCUUUGGAACCGUAACCAAAUUUGCGCGACUGAAGGAAUAAUCGACUCUACUUCGUGGCGCCUCGAGGCACUGGCGGUCUACAACUCUGGCAGCAGUGCUUUACACAGCAGCCUGAUCAUCCCCUACCUGAGCUCGAGCUUGCAAAAGCUCACAGUUGAUGAUGGCGCUUUGAGUCUCGGAGAACGUCAGCAUCAUUUCCUCGACCAGGAUUGCCUUGGGCACAUCACAGCCACUUGUCACAUGUUGUCUGCUCUCGACCUUGAUGUUGUACUUGAUGUCACCUCCCGUCAGCUAUCUCAAUUCUUCCAGAGCAUGCCGCAUCUCAGAACCUUACGUCUUGGCAACUAUUUGGAGACGGUCCUGGAUCAUGCUGCGAUGUCUGCUGUAUUCACUAUGCCUAACCUCAAAAGACUCGAACUCAAGCCCUUAAUCAGUCAUCAACUCGCGGAAGGACUCAUCAACACCACCGAAGCUCAACAGAUCCUUCCCAGCGUCAGAUUCUUGGAGAUAUAUCUUACAGAAGGCGAUAGCUCUGCGCCUGGCGACCUGCUGCGCACUUUGACGACAGUCGAAAGUUUGACCAUCACUGUUCACAAUGCUAGCGAGUGGCCUUCAAUGCUGCAUCCAAACCUCUGCGACGGCAUUAGUAAUCUGUUGAGCCUGAAAUGCUUGAACAUACAUCUGGACCGCGGAGUGGACAUGAUUGACCAGGAUCUGGCCGCCCUAUAUCCCCUGGAGAACCUCACCGAGCUCGGUCUAUGGCCGCUGCAUGCCGACGGUGAUUCGGACCAGGACGCCAACAAUCUGCAUGUCUCCACUUCUCACUUUAGAGACGCACUGUACGUUCUUGAGUUGAUCAAGUCAGCCACCGUCGACCUUGUCUGGACCGGCAUCCUUGCUCCUGACGAGAGUAAAGAACUCCAUGAGCGCGGUGCCGCCUUUUCUCGCUACUGGACCUUGCAAUCAAACAUCAUCAGCGACGAGGAUGCUGGCGUCUGUGACGACCAUGAAGAUCUCAAAGCGAGCGAGGUGACUCAUGACGACGUUUGGAAGGGCAGUCAGAAGGCUUUCUCGCCUGAUCCAGUCCCUUGGGUUGACCGUGACUUAAACAUCUUCACCGACAAGCAAGGCCACAUCCUCCCUAUCGAGGAGAUUGUGUCAGACGGCAGCUUCAACUUUCUCAGCUGA
Molecule: messenger RNA, 1563 nt
Organism: Aureobasidium melanogenum CBS 110374
Lineage: Eukaryota; Fungi; Ascomycota; Dothideomycetes; Dothideales; Saccotheciaceae
Exons: 2
Coding region: 1-1563 (520 amino acids)
Source: RefSeq, a predicted model, not a curated record